Messenger RNA from Melanaphis sacchari, 2995 nucleotides. RefSeq names its product PHD finger protein 20 (gene MBD-R2). The transcript is spliced from 18 exons. Gene Ontology annotation, cellular component: NSL complex. The coding region runs from base 474 to 2777 and encodes 767 amino acids. Lineage: Eukaryota; Metazoa; Arthropoda; Insecta; Hemiptera; Aphididae. The record is from RefSeq and is a predicted model, not a curated record. Gene Ontology annotation, biological process: regulation of transcription by RNA polymerase II.
GUACCGCGGUAACGUGGAAUCAACCCGAUCAACUAAGAUUAUUUUUUGUUCUACCUAUUAAUUUGUGCUUAAAAAUAGUUAUCGUAUUUUUUUUUAUAAGUUUUUAUUGUAGAAGUACCUUCCUGUUUCUAACGACUUCUUAUCAUUUGAGCACCGCCAAAGUGUGUUUAUAUUUUAUUAUCGAUAUCGAUUACUAUUCUCUAUUCGGUUUAUUUACUAUUAUUAUUUUUUUUUUUUAUCAUACUUCAAUUUAAUAUUUGAGAAUUAUAAAUAUUAUAAUAAUUAACGAUGAUUCCUUUAACAUAAAUUACACUAAACGUACUGUUAAAUUUCGAUUCCCGAAAUCUACACCGAAAGAUUGAUGAUGAUCAACUAACACCAUACAUUUCCCGAUCACCGAAUGGCGUCCAUCGUCGCUGUAAACGUACUCUACUGAAAAUUUUACCGCCGACGACGUAAGAAAUUGAACGAAAAUGGAAUUUGACAUCGGGACAGAACUCCUAAUUCAAUCACCUGGAAAUAUAUGGACACCGGCUUUUGUAGAGGAAGAUGAUGGUGAUGAAAUAUUUAUAACUUACAAAGAUGGCAAUGGAACAAAUGAAUGGAUUAAUAAAGACAGUCAUAGAAUUAAAUCUAUAAAUGAAGAAUUAAUAAAAACCCAAUCUGAAAAUAUUAAUAUUUUACCUGAAAUAAAACCAAUAAUUACUAAUGUUCAAUUCUCUGAAAAAGAAAUAGCAAAAAAAUCAAUUACAAGUGCACGAUCAUCCAGUAUAUUUAAAGUAAAGUUUAAAAAAGAUGAUUUUUUGACAAAAAAAACUCAAGAUUCUAAAAAUAAAGAACAAAAAAUAAUAAAAGAUACUAAGAAAUCAUCAGAACGUGAGACAAAACAACUUCCUAGUAAUGAAAAACAUUCUACCAGCACAACAUUAAAACAUUCACUGAUUGGAGAAAAUUCAGAAAUGGAAAACAUUAAAGUUGCGGAAAGUAUUAAUUCUUCAAAAAACCCAAAACCUUUGACAGAAACUAAUUUAAUGAGAUCUGAAAAUUUUGAAGAACUAUUGGAAGAUAUUGAAGCAGAGGCAGAAAUAUGUUCACCGACAAAAUCUAUUUCUCGUAAUGAUAUAAAACAAAAAAAAAAAAAGAAAAAAUCAUAUUUUGGUCAAAAAAGGAGGUCUGAAAAGAAAAAAUCAAAAAAAAAUGAAAGUAAAAAUAAAAAAUUAGUAGUGAAAUUAAAUUCAAAUAAUAUUAAAAAAGAUAGUACAAUGCCAGAUAAUAGCACAUUGAAUUACUCAGAUGAAAAAGAAACAACACCACCUUUAAAAAAAAUUAAAACAUCUCUUCCUGUCAGCAAUUCACAAGAAAAUUCUGUACAACAAAGUUGUUCACCAUUAUUCCAAGAACUAGCUAACAAUACUCUAUUACAAAAAAUUAGAAUGGAUGCUUCUAACGAACAAGGAUUAAGAUGUCCAAAACAAGAAUGUCGAAAAUUGUUUCGUAAAGAAAAUUUAUUAAUGAUGCACAUUAAACACUAUCAUUCUGAAUACACUGAAUUAUUGGUGUCAACACCUAAUGUAACAGAUCUCGCAACAGCAAGAAUCGAAGGUGAAAAUGUUGAUGAAUUAUCUCCGUCUUAUUUUCUUCAUAGAAUAUCUCAAAUAGAAGCUAAAAGAAGCUGGGGCAAUACGUCAUAUGAAGCACCUUCGCCAACUGCAAUUCCUUCAUCAUUAAAACUGACUGAACAAGAAAUAAGUAAUAACACCUCUCUUAAUUCUGAAAAUUAUAACACAUCGUUCACGUCCAUUGACCAACCAAACAAUAUAACUUCAGCUCAUAAUUCUAAAGAUUCUGGAAUUUCUGGUGUAGUAGAAUCAUUCAGCUCAACAACCGAGACACCAAUUAAACAACAAUAUGUUGAAAUGAAAGAAGCUAUUAGAAAUAUAACAUUAAAUGAUGAUUUUGAAAAUGAAACUAGAGAUAGUUAUGAUAUGAUAAGUAUAGGAGGCUCAGACCGACAUUUUAAAAUUAAAAAAAAUAAAUCAGAUGUCGAAACUCUUCCUAAAGAAGAGGUGAUCAAUUGUUCAUGUGCUUCAAAUCAAGAAGAUGGUUUAAUGAUUCAAUGUGAUAUUUGUUUGUGCUGGCAACAUGGAUAUUGUAAUAAAAUUGAUUCUGAAGAUCAAGUACCCGACAAUUAUAUUUGCACAAGUUGUUUAAAUCCUCUAAAAAAAAGACGAUCAAAACAAUAUGACUAUUCACAAGAUUGGAUUAAAGAAGGAAUAUUAGCCAGUGUCUUACAACAUAAAGAUGAGCGACGAAGAAAAGAUGAAGCUAUUUUAAAACAGUCUCAUCAGUUAGUAGCUGAAGUGAUAGAACACAAUAAUUAUUUACAUAGUUUACGAGUUAAAACUAUAAUUUAUGGUCAAACCCCUGAUCAUCCAAAACUGUAUUUAUGGACUGAACAAGGUUCAAAAAAAAAAGAAGAACCUAUUCAAGACAAGCUUGAAGAAUUGCUUUCUGGUCCAGUACCCGAAAAACCUAUAAACAAUUCUGACUGUAGAAAAAAUUUACUCGAAGAAAUUGAAGAUGGUUUUGAUAAUUUAGAAGCCAGAAUCAAUUUAUUUGAAGCUAAGACUAAUGGACUUGAAGAUCAAGUUAAUGGCUGCGUAGAUAAUGAAGUCUUAACAAAUACUGUUACUUUAUUAUUACGAGACUUGAAUUCAAUCAACCAUCAUAUGUCAUUAGAAAACAAUAACAAUAAUAAAGAAGAAGAAAAUGUUUGAAAAAAACUUCAUGGAUUUAGUUAAUCACACUAUUGUUACUUCUAAAAUUCUCGUUAAAUCCUAUAAAUAUCAUACAUUAUAUAUUAUUUAUUGAAAUAUUUUAAAAGUAACAUGAUUAUCUGAUAAAGGUUCUGAUUUUAAUUUGUGUUUUGUAGUUGUAUCAACACAAUUUCAUAUGUUAACACUGCUCCAGCAACCUGCAAAGAAAAUGUUUAUUU